AUGGCCUCAUUAGAAAAGCACCUUUGUACAAUUUGCUAUGAUAAUGAAAUCGCUAGCAGAGCAGUCACGUGGUGUACGGAAUGUGAGGUUUGGUUUUGUGAAGACUGCGACAAACCUCACAGUAAGUCAAGACUGUCUAAGAACCAUAAAACUAUGUCAUCUGAAAAUUACCAAAAAUUACCUGCGUUCAUCAAAGAAAUAAGCAGUCAGUGCAAAGACCACAAGAACAAAUUUGACUUGUAUUGUUCUUUCCAUGCCUGUCCUUGCUGUGUCCAAUGUGUCAGUGAUAAACAUCAGAAAUGUCAAGAUCUGAAAGCCUUGUCUGACGUCCUGAAGCAAGUAAAAUCAUCUGCCUCAGUUCAACUUUUUAAAAGAGAUUUGGAGGAUAUGAAGGAAAACUUAGAUACAGCCAUAAAAUUCCUGAAAACCAGGAUCAGUUCGAUAAAUGCUCAGAAAACGAAAGCCGUUGAGGAAAUCCGGUAUACGAGGCAGUCGAUCAAUGAUUACUUAAAUAAUUUAGAGCAAGACAUACUUAAUGAGUUAGAGUCGAAACAUUCAAUGCUGUUAUCAAACAUGGUAACUGUUGUGCAGCAAAUGGAACACCAAUCAAGUCAAAUAGACCUAAUGCAGAGCCAGUUCACUAUAAUGACGCAAUAUGCAACAAAGCUACAGAUGUAUAUUGGUCUCAGAGAAAUUGAGCAAACUACAUCUCAAACGGCAAAAUAUAUAGAAGAUUUAGAAAGUGAAGACCAUUUCAUUGAUAAGAGUUUAGAGGUUAACAUUUCGUCUGCUCUUCAAUCAAUUUCACACGAUGUCAAAUCAUUUGGAGAUAUCGCUAUCAAUACCACCUCUUCCAUUCUCCGAAUGAAAUCAGGAAGAAAAGAACAAGCCCAACAUUUCAUUGCAAACGUUCCCGGAGUUGAGCAAAUAAAGCCAUCCUUGUUGACAAGAUUGACAGUUCCAAAAGAUAUGAAGACUUUAAUUAUAGUUGCCUGUUGUAUAUUACCUAAUGGCAAGUUCAUAAUACUUGAUCAACACAACAAACGACUAUUGUUGUUCAGUAAUGAUGGCAUAUUCAUCAGAAUAGUAGUUACAUUCAAAUCAGAUCCAUUUGAUGCCUGCUUUGUCAGAAAUAAUACAGUAGCUGUUACAUUAGGAUCAGACCAGCCGACAACACUGGUUGAUAUAGAAAAGAAUAAAAAUAUUCAAGCAAUCAAACUUUCUCAUUUUUGUAAUGGAGUAGCAAGUGAUGGUGAAACUUUGGUCGUCAGUAGUAAUGACAGACAGAGCACUAUAGUGAAUCUGAAUAAUAUGUCUCAAACAACCAUAAAAGGAAUGGACGGUGUGUUUCGUAUUUCAUUAUUCCAUGGUAAUAUAUAUGGUACCAACGUUCUUGAAAACAAAGUUUGCUGCUUUAAAAGUACAGGUGAACCUCUGUGGACAUUAGAGCACCAGGAUAUUAAACAUCCAGUAGGAAUAACAUUAGACAACAAUGGCUAUAUUUACAUAGUUUCUAGAGCAAAGAAAAGUGUUGUGGUAAUAUCUCCAGAUGGUAAAGGCUGUAAGACCAUACUAUCGGCGACUAACGGAAUCAGACGUCCUUAUGGAAUAGAAAUAAACAAAGAAAUAGGAAUGAUGAUUGUUUCUAGUGAAAUAAGUGAAGACAGAGGAAACUAUAAGACAGCAUUUGUAUAUAAAAUUUAA
Mytilus trossulus (common blue mussel) is the source of this 1704-nucleotide messenger RNA. RefSeq lists its product as uncharacterized. Lineage: Eukaryota; Metazoa; Mollusca; Bivalvia; Mytilida; Mytilidae. Gene Ontology annotation, molecular function: ubiquitin protein ligase activity. The coding region runs from base 1 to 1704 and encodes 567 amino acids. Gene Ontology annotation, biological process: protein monoubiquitination. The record is from RefSeq and is a predicted model, not a curated record. The transcript has a single exon.